AUAAAAUGAGAUCCUUGACCCUCCCCCCUUGGUCUGGCCAAUUUUUUUUUUCCAUUUGUCCGUUUUUUCCAUUGAUUCAAAAGUAAUCAUCUCUGUGAUUUCAGUUACUUGUGCCCUAGAUCUGAAUUCUAGGAUUUAGAAUAUCCUGUGCUUUUCUCCAAAGUCAUUUAUCUCUCGAGAAUUUGCUCCUUUUCUCCCUUUUCGAUCUGGUUUCGGGUUUCUUAUUUUCUAAGGCUUUUGGGUUUGAUUUCUCUCUGCUACGUGGGAUUUCUGGUCCAGGAAACGCUCUUUGAUGCUUGAAUUCGCGGGUUUCUAGAUCCUCUGUCUUAUUGGUCCCGAAUCCUUCAAUUUGAUCCUUUUGUUGCAUUUCUGAAGGUAUUGGGUUUCAGAAUUUUUAGGGACCCUUUUGUGUUCUAUUUUCUCCCCUUUUUCCUGCAUUAUCUGGAUGGAGAGCGGUCGUCUCCCCAUAGAUUCAGUGUAAUCUCAAGUUCUUGGGUUCUUGGUUAUGAGGUUCACUAAUUAGUAAAUCAAUGCGAGGGUCUUUCUAGAAGCAAUGAAGUUCUAGGGUUUAUUUUGGCCAACUCUCUCCCUUUUGGCCUGCGAGUUUGUCGAUCCAAAAUGCCAGUUGCUGCGUCAGCCAUAUAUUUCUUAAAUCUCAGGGGAGACGUCCUCAUCAAUCGACUCUAUCGAGACGAUGUCGGGGGAAAUAUGGUGGAUGCAUUUAGAAUGCAUAUAAUGCAAACAAAGGAGCUUGGUACAUGUCCUGUUCGGCAGAUUGGUGGGUGCUCAUUCAUCUACAUGAGAAUCAGCAAUGUGUACAUUGUAAUUGUUGUCAGUAGCAAUGCCAAUGUAGCUUGUGCAUUCAAGUUUGUUGUUGAGGCAGUUGCGUUGUUUAAAUCUUAUUUUGGUGGUGCUUUCGAUGAAGAUGCUAUCAGGAAUAACUUUGUUCUGAUUUAUGAGCUCUUGGAUGAGAUAAUGGAUUUUGGAUACCCUCAAAAUCUUUCUCCUGAAAUUUUGAAGCUUUAUAUCACUCAAGAAGGAGUGCGAUCACCGUUUUCGUCCAAGCCAGCUGACAAGCCGGUGCCAAAUGCGACUCUACAAGUUACUGGUGCCGUAGGUUGGCGUCGUGAGGGCCUUGUAUAUAAGAAGAACGAGGUUUUUCUUGACAUUGUGGAAAGUGUGAAUCUUCUGAUGUCAUCCAAAGGUAGUGUUCUUCGUUGCGAUGUGACUGGGAAGAUUCUCAUGAAGUGCUUCCUUUCUGGCAUGCCUGACUUAAAGCUCGGUUUGAAUGACAAAAUUGGGCUUGAAAAGGAAUCACAACUUAAAUCACGUCCUGCUAAAAGUGGGAAGACAAUUGAGCUUGAUGAUGUUACUUUCCACCAAUGUGUGAAUUUGACAAGGUUCAACUCUGAAAAGACUGUUAGUUUUGUUCCACCUGAUGGGGAAUUUGAAUUAAUGAAAUAUCGUAUUACUGAAGGAGUAAAUCUUCCAUUCCGGGUCUUGCCAACAAUCAAAGAACUAGGACGGACACGCAUGGAAGUUAAUGUGAAGGUGAAGAGUGUCUUUGGUGCGAAAAUGUUUGCUCUUGGGGUGGUGGUAAAAGUUCCUGUACCGAAACAAACGGCUAAGACAAGUUUCCAAGUCACAUCAGGUCGAGCCAAGUACAAUGCCUCUAUAGAUUGCUUGGUUUGGAAGAUAAGAAAGUUUCCUGGUCAAACCGAGUCAACCAUGAGUGCAGAAGUGGAGCUGAUAUCAACAAUGACAGAGAAAAAGUCCUGGACUAGGCCUCCUAUUCAGAUGGAGUUUCAGGUUCCAAUGUUUACAGCAUCAGGUCUGCGAGUACGGUUUCUCAAGGUUUGGGAAAAGAGUGGAUAUAAUACUGUAGAAUGGGUUCGUUAUAUCACAAAAGCUGGGUCAUAUGAGAUCAGAUGCUAGAAUCGCAGGUUGCUUGCUGUGAGGGAAGUUCCCAUUCAAAAUGAAGCAGAUGAUUCCAAGCCUGCUCAGUUGCCUCAUUUGUUAGGCCAAAAGAUCGCUUCUGUCUCUCUCUCUGUUGUGCAUUUGGAAUGAAAUUUUCUUUUAAUUCUUUGGUGUGGUUGUUCUGGAGAAUUGGUUGAGAAUGUAACAAAUCAACUCCGAGCUUGGUGUUUGGUGUUUGGGUGUAGGCUUCAUAUUGGUUUUGGCAGACUUAGAGUUGUUCAUGAAUAGUAAGGCUAAAUUACAAGGAUGUAUCAUUUGAGUCUCUCUCUAUAA
This is a messenger RNA of Amborella trichopoda, 2250 nucleotides long. Its product is annotated as Clathrin adaptor complexes medium subunit family protein. NCBI's taxonomy places the organism in Eukaryota, Viridiplantae, Streptophyta, Magnoliopsida, Amborellales, Amborellaceae. The record is from RefSeq and is a predicted model, not a curated record. Gene Ontology annotation, biological process: vesicle-mediated transport; intracellular protein transport. Gene Ontology annotation, cellular component: clathrin adaptor complex.